Messenger RNA from Paramecium tetraurelia, 403 nucleotides. RefSeq lists its product as uncharacterized. The record is from RefSeq and is a predicted model, not a curated record. NCBI's taxonomy places the organism in Eukaryota, Ciliophora, Oligohymenophorea, Peniculida, Parameciidae. The transcript has 2 exons. Gene Ontology annotation, cellular component: mitochondrion.
AUGAAUUAAAUUAAAUAUAGUUUUUGCACAGUCAGAAACCUUCUCUUACAAAAGCUCACUUCAGAUUUUACUCCUUAACAUCUAAGUAUUAUAAAUGAGAGUAAUCUUCAUUCUGUUCCUAAGGGUUCGGAAACUCAUUUUAAAAUUACAAUUGUUAGCAACGAAUUUGAAAAUAAAAGUCAUAUACAAAGACAUAGAUCUAUUUAUUAAUCAAUUGAUAAUCUAAAAAAUGAUUAUAAAAUUCAUGCAAUCUAAAUAACAGCAAAAACAUCCAAUGAAUGGCAGUAAUCUACAGAAGUUAACCCCACUCCAAGUUGCAGAGGUGGAUCCAAAGUGAAAUCCAGCUGAAAAUAGCAAAAUGAUAAUGAAAUUAUUAAUAAAAAUAAAUUUACAUUUAUAGUGA